This is a messenger RNA of Nyctereutes procyonoides (raccoon dog), 1412 nucleotides long. RefSeq names its product sperm associated antigen 7 (gene SPAG7). The transcript is spliced from 7 exons. Bases 352 to 1113 code for a protein of 253 amino acids. NCBI's taxonomy places the organism in Eukaryota, Metazoa, Chordata, Mammalia, Carnivora, Canidae. The record is from RefSeq and is a predicted model, not a curated record. Gene Ontology annotation, molecular function: nucleic acid binding.
GGGGGAGGGCUUUAAACCUGCCUGCGAUUUUUCCUUUUUUGGCCUGCGUUCUUAACCUUCAUCUUAAGGCACCUCCUCAGAUGCAGAGGGAAGACCCAGACCAGUUAGAGAGCAGCCAGUGGUCAGGACGGUCAGGCCAGUCAGGUCUCUGGUGGAAAAGCCCCUGAGGUUAGAGAGGGGAGGCUGGCCAGCUGUCAGGCCCUGGAAGCUUAGAGUAACUGGGUGGGAGGUGAACAGGGACCCUACUGCAAGAAGCCCACCCCACAGUCUCGCCACGGUGGAGAAAUUACAUUCUGUGGUUCUCAGCACACACUAGAAUGAGUACGUGAACCAUUGAGCAACUCUUGACUCAUGAUGAGGCUUGGUGUGCAAGAGGAGGAAAAGCACUCCAGGCAGAAGGAACCACAGGCUGCGCGCCUGAAGAAACUACAGGAGCAAGAGAAACAGCAGAAAGUGGAGUUUCGUAAACGGUGUCUCCAGGGAGAAGCCUGGAUGCCAGAGAAGGCGUGGGGGGCAAGGCCCGGUGCCCCAGGCUUGGGAGCUGGUGCAGUCACCUCAUGUGUUCCUCUUCUGUCUCCCAAGAUGGAGAAAGAGGUGUCAGAUUUCAUCCAAGACAGUGGGCAGAUCAAGAAAAAGUUUCAGCCGAUGAACAAGAUAGAGAGGAGCAUCCUACACGAUGUUGUGGAAGUGGCCGGCCUAACGUCCUUCUCCUUCGGGGAAGAUGAUGAGUGUCGCUAUGUAAUGAUCUUCAAAAAGGAGUUUGCACCAUCAGAUGAGGAGCUGGACUCCUACCGCCGGGGUGAGGAGUGGGACCCCCAGAAGGCUGAGGAAAAACGGAAGCUGAAGGAGUUGGCCCAGCGGCAGGAAGAGGAGGCGGCACAGCAGGGCCCGGUGGUGGUGAGCCCUGCUAGUGACUACAAAGACAAGUACAGCCACCUCAUUGGCAAGGGGGCAGCCAAGGACGCCGCCCACAUGUUGCAGGCCAACAAGACCUACGGCUGUGUGCCCGUGGCCAACAAGAGGGAUACGCGCUCCAUCGAAGAGGCCAUGAACGAGAUCCGGGCCAAGAAGCGCCUGCGGCAGAGUGGGGAAGAGUUGCCACCCACAUCCUAGGCACCACGGCCCCCAGGGGCAGGGUGGGGGGUGGGGGGAUCGGCUGCUGCUACUAGAACCCAUCCUGGAGCCCCAGCUCCACACCGCCCCGGACAGCCGUGUCUCUGGCUUGGGGGGUCCGGUGUGUGACGUGUCACUGCUGGAGCUUGGACGAGUGUACUGCAUGUGUGAGUGCAAGUGUGUGAGUGUGCGAGUGUGCAGGUGGGUAUUUAACAUGUAUUAUUCUUUUUCCUUGGACUGUCUUCCCCAUGAAAGGGGGCUGGGAUGACUUCACAUUCAAUAAACACUGUUGGACCUGA